Messenger RNA from Anoplopoma fimbria (sablefish), 2920 nucleotides. RefSeq names its product serine/threonine-protein kinase ICK-like. The transcript has 14 exons. Gene Ontology annotation, biological process: cilium assembly; protein phosphorylation; intraciliary transport. The coding region runs from base 336 to 2324 and encodes 662 amino acids. The record is from RefSeq and is a predicted model, not a curated record. Gene Ontology annotation, cellular component: nucleus; cytoplasm; cilium. Lineage: Eukaryota; Metazoa; Chordata; Actinopteri; Perciformes; Anoplopomatidae. Gene Ontology annotation, molecular function: ATP binding; protein serine/threonine kinase activity.
UAUGACGAGAGGGCCUGCAGGAUGAAAUGUAUUCAUGUUGUGUGUGAGACAAACUGGAUGCAUUUAUCCUUUUUCUAACGGCGUCAGUCAGUCAACACAUUAUUCCCUUUAGCCAUUUGUUGCACAUCUAUUUCUACUGCUCGGCCAUGUGUUGUUGUCGAUGUGAGGCGAGAAGGCUGGGAGGAGGCAAUUCCAUGAAACCAUGAGUCCACCUGCUCUGCCUGUGGUUUUCGGCUGUUGUCACAGGAAAAUCUGGUUGCAUUCAGCAGCCGGAGGCAAACCCUCUAUUUACCACCCGACUAUCAUCUCACCCCGGAUGCUAUGGAAGGAGGAGCAUGAUGAAUAGAUACACAAAUAUCAGACAGCUCGGGGAUGGCACGUAUGGCUCGGUCAUCCUCGGUCGCAGUCUGGAGUCAGGAGAGCUGGUUGCCAUAAAGAAAAUGAAAAGAAAAUUCUACUCCUGGGAAGAAUGCAUGAACCUCCGUGAAGUCAAGUCAUUAAAGAAACUCAACCAUGCCAAUGUAAUCAAACUUAAGGAGGUGAUUCGAGAAAAUGAUCACUUGUACUUCAUAUUUGAGUACAUGAAGGAAAAUCUAUACCAGCUAAUGAAAGACAGGACUCGAUUAUUUCCUGAAUCUGCCGUAAGAAAUAUUAUGUUUCAGAUACUACAGGGGCUCACGUUCAUUCAUAAACAUGGGUUUUUUCACAGGGACAUGAAACCUGAGAAUCUUCUGUGCAUGGGCCCAGAGCUGGUGAAAAUAGCUGACUUUGGGCUCGCCCGGGAAAUCAGAUCUCGACCACCGUACACAGACUACGUCUCGACCAGAUGGUACAGAGCCCCAGAGGUGCUCCUCAGAUCCACAUCCUACAGUUCACCCAUAGACCAGUGGGCAGUUGGCUGCAUCAUGGCAGAGCUUUAUACCCUCAGGCCUCUUUUCCCGGGCUCCAGUGAAGUAGACACCAUAUUCAAAGUUUGCCAAGUGCUGGGUACGCCAAAGAAGAAUGAUUGGCCGGAGGGAUACCAUCUCGCAAAUGUCAUGAAUUUCCGUUGGCCUCAGUGUGUUCCCAGUAAUCUAAAGACACUGAUACCAAAUGCCAGUCCUGAAGCCAUUCAUCUGAUGACAGACCUGCUCCAGUGGGAUCCCAAGAAGAGACCAUCUUCAGCCCAGGCUCUCAGGUACUCUUACUUCCACGUGGGCCAGGCUUUGGGCACUCCUCAGCAGAUCCUGGAGCAGGGCAGACCUCAGCCAGGCCUCGUGCCGCUGCAGGCUCCGUUACAGUCACAACCGACACUGCAGCAGCAGCAGCAGCAGCAGCAGCAGCAGCAGCAGCAGCAGCAGCAGCAGCAGCCCCUGCUGCUCAAGCCUGUGCCUCCCUCCCAGCCUCCACCUCCCAACCAACACUGCUCCCCCUCCAGGCCUCUCCAGCAGAUCCAGCCCUCCUCUGCGUCUGCAGCUGCGCAGUCGGCAGUGUACCAACGGCAUGCAGAGCUGGUGCGAGAGCAACAACCGAAGCACAUCCUGAACCAGGAACAGACCGGAGGAACACCACAGAGCCAUCUUCCUUACAUUGUUGACAAGAGUCUCCAGAGCAAGCAAACAAGACAGGAGACAGAAAAAGCAAACCUACUGAGCUAUCAGUUGAAACCCAAAGGAGGGCGGCGGCGCUGGGGCCACGGCACCGGACACCUUAAGGCUGAAGACUGGGACGACUACGAGGAAACGGAUCUGACAUCCAUAGGUGUUCUUGGAAAAAGUAACUUCUCCGCAGAGAAGUCGAGGCAUGGGGAGGACACACUGAGCAGAUAUGGAAAUGUUCUGGAUUAUAGUCGUCCCAAUGGAAAGGAAGAUGCACCUUUAAACCUGAACAAGAGUGCAGCCUACCAGGAGCCAUUGAGAACUGCGUCUGCCAAACAACAUUACUUGAGGCAGUCAAGAUAUUUACCUGGUAUUAGCACAAAGAAGAACGUGGCCAUAAAUGCCAGUAAAGACUUCACUGGUAGCCAUCUUUGGGGCAACAGCAGUAUUCCUUUCGGAGGGACUCUGCCGAGCAGAGGCGCUCACGGUACAAACACAAUCCCAGGUGGAUACAUGCCGUCGUUUUACAAAAAAGACAUCGGUUCAGCCGGUCACAGGCGACACCAGAGUCCCUCUGUGGAAUCAACAGCAUCAAAUUAUGCAACGUGGCAGUCAGGCCGGAGUCCGAUGAACACCUCUACCAACAUGCCAUCAACCAACAAGAGCACCCCUGGCCUGCUGCCUCGCCCGCCGGUACAGACCAUCCACGGGCGAACAGACUGGUCUGCCAAAUAUGGACACCGCUAGUGCCCCGCCUGGAGCUCUGAUCUGUGCUCCUAAGAACUCUUUCACCUCCAAAGAGUAGGCCUAGUUGUUUUAUAAUCUAAAUCUGUGCAUACACCUUACACAGCAAUAAUUUUGUUUUUCAUUAUGUGUACUAUGGAUGUUGUAAGUUGUAAAAUAUCUCAGUGUAUGUGUAUAUUUAAAUGCAACCGGGCCAGAAUUUGAGCCUGGAUUUGCUCCUCAGUGUUUUUAUUUUGUAUUUCUGUAACAUAGCUACUGCUCUUCAGAGGUAACAACCUCAGUUUUGUAUCAGAUUUAUCAUUGAAUGUUCACCAACCUGUAAACAUAAUAUGCAUAUAAUGAUUUUCUGAAAACUUCACUGUGACUUGUUUUGGCUACAACUUAUUACUUUGCCUCUGUAAAGUUCGGUAUAUUUGAUUUUUUUUACAUUUCUGCUGUUUUUUUUUCAUGAGCCUUGUAAUCAGGUAACUAUUUUUUGUGCAUUAUAAUGAAUACAAUGCAAGUGGUUGCAACACUGUUCAAGUCUAUUCUAGUUUCAGAAGUAAAAUUAUCCAAGUUAACACAUGCUACCCCCUCGGCCAAAGUGAGUGUGAUUAUUG